Molecule: messenger RNA, 1166 nt
Organism: Styela clava
Lineage: Eukaryota; Metazoa; Chordata; Ascidiacea; Stolidobranchia; Styelidae
Product: 26S proteasome complex subunit SEM1-like
Biological process (GO): proteasome assembly; double-strand break repair via homologous recombination; mRNA export from nucleus
Cellular component (GO): proteasome regulatory particle, lid subcomplex; proteasome complex
Source: RefSeq, a predicted model, not a curated record
AGUAUUAUAGUAAUAAAACUUAUUCUUUAAAAAGUAUUCAAUUCUUCGAGAUAAAUGGCUGACAAAGACAAGAAAGAUGAACAAAAGCCAGUCACUGAACUAGGAUCAUUAGAAGAUGAUGACGAAUUUGAAGAAUUUCCUGCGGAAGAAUGGACCGGGAAAGACAAAGAACCAAAAGUAUUUUGGGAUGAAAACUGGGAUGAUGAUAAUAUAGAAGAUGACUUCUCAUCACAAUUAAAAGCUAUUUUAGAAAAAUCCGGCCAGAAAGCCAAGUCAUAAUUUUACCAUCAACGGCAAAUAUUGAACGAUACAAUGUAUAUUGCUUAACAUUGGUAUUUGAUGAUGAAAUGGAAUUUUCUUUAUUGGUAUUGAUUUGGACAAUUUGUUCGUUUUAUAAUUCAGUAAUUGAACCACCUUCUGAACUUACACAUGCAAUACAAAGUCCACAUGUGUAUAUUUUUUGUUGAAUUUCAGGAUUAGUUUAAGUUAGGCGUAAUCGAGUGUUUAGAGUGUUCGUCUAUAAAUAUUUAUAGGUACACCACAAGAUUUUUUGCAGUGGAUAAGUUUGUUGUGUCUGAAUUUUAUUUUCAUCAUAAGUUAUUUGUGGUAGACCUGCACUGAAACCAUGCCUGAAAAGUAAAUAUAAUAUGCUAUAACAUUUGAAAAGUGAAUCUACCUACAUCACCAAUUUUUAUAUCUAGACUUUCAUUUGGCUUGCAUAAUAUGAAAUUUGAAAUUCUGGUGGGGAUUGUAACUCUGAAUGAUGACUGACAUUUAUUUACAAAUUUGACGUAGAUCUCUUCAUAAUGUUACCUUUUUCCACUGGUAAUGUGGGACGAAUGCUGUUAACAUUCGAUUGAAUGUAGAUUGUCUCAAUGUUCUAUUAAUCACUGAAAUGAUCAGACAACUAACUUGAACUAAGUAACUAUUAUUUGGUGUCGAUUUUCGUCAUAUGAAAUAUGGCACUUCAUGGUUUUGUUUGAUAUCGGAUUGAUCUUAAAUAUUUUCAUUGCCAGAAUAAUUGUUGGAUAUAAUCAGCUAUGAAAUUCUGCAGAUGUUCUGGUUGGUUAAUUUAUGUUUAAUAAAAAAGAGUGUCCUCUGUUUUGUUAUAAAAUGUUGACCCUUUGAGAAAUGUGUAAAAGCUAAUCGUUGUUUGUUUUUCUCAG